Molecule: messenger RNA, 2061 nt
Organism: Kwoniella botswanensis
Lineage: Eukaryota; Fungi; Basidiomycota; Tremellomycetes; Tremellales; Cryptococcaceae
Exons: 6
Coding region: 1-2061 (686 amino acids)
Source: RefSeq, a predicted model, not a curated record
AUGUUCGGCAAUCGGAAGACAGCUAGCACCCUGACGUCACCUCGCAAGUCGCCCAACACGGCUUCCGAAGCUAUUCAACUUGGCCUCGUAGGCCUUCUCACCCGGCCAGUGAUCAAAGCUGUCUUUCCAUCUGAGAAAGCUGUAACCAAAUCCGAUCAGUCUCAGCCUCAAUCCAACGACAACAACAACAAUCUCGCCGUCGAUAACCCUAUUUCUGAAGGAACGCCUUCACCCGCUUCUACAGCUAUAACUACUCCUACCCAUUCUUCACCUACCAUCCCAGUCCUCUUACCUGCGCAUUCAGCUGUACCAGCCUUAGGUGGAUCUAUCGAAAAGACUUUACCACCAGUCCAGCAAGCACAACAACCGCCCACUGAACCAACACCUCGAUCGAUCGAACAAUCUAGUCCUGCUCCGAAAGCGAUUACGACCGAACAAGCUUAUCUUCCUCUGCUUUACACUCGAGAAGGUACACAUCCGAUCAAAAUGGCAGUAGUAGCUAACAACCAACCUGAACAAAACCAACAUUUCGGUAAUCAGAACGAUCUUGAAGAUCAUGAUUACGCUUUAUCGCAAAAAGCUCAGAACCUUGACCUGAACGAUAGACCCUCCAGUCGAGCCACUCAUCGGACUAACCAUACUACCCAAAGUCAUCUAAACAACUCGGCAGGACCUGCAGUGGUUCCUGGUAAAUUCGUUGAGGAUUAUAAUGACAACGGUAACCAAGCUGGUAGAGGAGGCGAAGAUGAGAUCGGUCUGGGAUCAGCUUUGAGUACUGAUCCUACUCAACUUAAGAGAGAGGUGGAUCAAGAUGGUGAGACCAACGAGAGACCAGGUAUGACUCAACGAGCCUCUCGAUCAUACGUCAAGCCUAUUCCUAUUGUCACCACCUAUGAGCCAGAGCUUCCCGACGCUGCUUCUGUCAAACAACGAAAUGCCAAGGCUCCAAGUGUGAAACGAGCCUCUUCUAAAGCUGGCUCAGUCCGAUCCAACAAGGCUGCAUCCGUCAAUGGCGAUCAUGCUCGACCACACUCAGUCACCGGAGAUCACGCCAGAUCCCCUUCGGUCAACGGGGAACAUUACGUCCGACCUCCCUCUGUCGCCUCCGUCAGACGUCUACCUCAACAUGACGAGAGGGAAAACGGCUUCCAACCAGGCGAGAUUGCCCCUUCUCACAGACAACACGAGCUUCAAGGUGGAAACAAUAACAGUAACAGAGUUUCCUUGCACGAUAGUGGACCUGUCUCAAGAGAUCGAUCUACCACUUUCGAAGAGCCCGACCUCCACCAGCGAGCCACUUCACCCAAUCGACCUCAUUCAUCUUUCGGCUACAGACCUCAACCUAAUCUCAUGUCCAUCUCUGAAGGUGAUCGACCUGACUCACGGGCUGAUAAUCAACGGGAUCUCCGAGCGGGCAUGUUAUCUCGAAAUGGAACGACCCUGAGUCGAGCUGGUACACUCGGACGAAAUGGAACGCUUUCCAGAGGUGCGAAUGGCGGUACCAUCGGUAGUCGAAAGGGUGCAUUUGGUAGAGGUGCGGGUACGAGUGUAGGUACUCAACCGGAAGAAGUGUUAGGCAGAGAUGACAUUCACAUGCGAGCUGAAUUGUCUGAAAGAAUCUUGGAUGAAGCUACCCUCCGACGACUAUCUACAAUGGAGAGGAAAGAUGCCAAACGACUUACCAAAGUGAUCAAAGCAGAAGCGAAAUCAGAGGCCAAAUCCGUUGCAGGAUCCAUUAAAGAACUUGAACGACUGACUCGACUCCAACGAGAGGCGGCUUCCGCUGAGAGGAAGUCUCAAUUGCGAUUAUCGAAAUGGACUCGAAAGGAACACAAAGCCAGAUUGAGGUUCUUGAAAGAGAAGGAGAGGUAUGAGAAGAUUGAAGGUGAAUUAAGAAAUUCAGAAAAUGAUUAUGAAGAAAGAAGAGACCACGCUGCUGGCCUUACGUCUCAAGUCGCAGAGAAGACUCAGGAGGUUGAUGAUUUGAGAGCGAUGAAAGCUGCUGAUGACCGUGAAAGAGAAGUUAAAUUGCUCGCACUCAAAAACCCCGCUCAUAGUUAA